UUCUUGAGUGUAGGAACCGAACUGGGAGGGGACUUUUGACUGCCCAGUAACAAAGUGCGUGGUGUUGUGUACAUUUUUAUCGUUUCUAAGCUAGUUAACACAUGAACGGCAAUUUACACCGUGAACUGGCAAUAGUGGCGGGAGCAAAAUAGGACAGUUUGCAUCUGAAUGCAAGCGGGGGCUGCGAGUGACUGAAUAGCGGCAGGUAGGGAGAGCUGUAUCGGUCAGCCAUGGGUUUCCGAAAGAAGAACAAGAGCCCGCCGGUGCUGAGCCACGAGUUCGUGAUCCAGAAUCACGCGGAUAUGGUUUCAUGUGUGGCUAUGAUAAUUCUCCUCGGCCUGAUGUUCGAGGUCACAGCAAAGUUUGCCAUCAUGUUCAUCACCGUUCAAUACAAUGUGACUCAAAGUCUUGAUGAGAGGGCUGAGCAAGUGAACCUGUACCAGUACGGUCCUAAAGACAUAGCCACUGUGUUCUUCUACCUACUCAUUGCUGUCAUACUCCACGCCUUAAUACAGGAAUACAUUCUCGAUAAAAUGAAUAGGCGGUUGCACCUGUCGAAAACCAAACAUAGCAAGUUCAAUGAAUCGGGACAGCUUGCUGCCUUCUACUUAUUGUCCUUCAUCUGGGGCUGCAGCAUCUUAACAGCGGAGGAAUUUGCGACAAAUCCUACUUUCUUAUGGGAGGGCUACCCACACACCCACAUGGUCUUUCAGGUGAAGUUCUUCUACAUUUGCCAAAUCGCAUACUGGCUCCAUGGCCUUCCUGAGCUGUACUUCCAGAAAGUGCGAAAGGAGGAUAUUCCCCGCCAGCUCUAUUACAUUUGUCUUUACGUCUUCCACAUCACCGGUGCCUACAUCUUAAACCUCCACCGGCUGGGCCUGGUGCUGCUGGUACCUCACUACCUGGUGGAGCUCCUGUUCCACGCCUCACGCCUCUUCUACUUCAGUGACGAGAACAAGCAGAAGGGUUUCACUCUGUGGGCGCUACUUUUCGUCAUCGCUCGCCUCCUUACCCUCACCCUCUCCGUACUGACUUUUGGCUUCGGACUGCCCCGCGCAGAGAACCAGGGUUUCUCACUGACAAAAGGCAACUUCAAUGUGCUUACCAUUAGGAUGACGUGCCUGGCUGCCAUUUGCCUGACCCAGGCCUGGAUGAUGUGGAAGUUCAUCAACUUCCAGUUGAAGAAGUGGAGGGAGCACAGCCAGAGCCAGGCCUCCAAGAAGAAGGCUUUCAGCCCAAAGAGCAAGAAGGACCUGGCCCGGGUAGGUUCUGCCAACGGUGUGGUGAAGUCCGAUGACAAGACGUCACCCCGUGUGAGAAAAGCCAAAGCCUCAUAGAGUUGGAGGGAGAGAAUGGAGGGAUGGAGCUGAGGAGAAGUGAGGGGGCUAUUCUCAAUGUGACAUUUUGUCUUUUCAUCACUUACAUUUUUUAUUCCCCAAAACAACCUUAACUGUCUCUUUUGUGUUAGAACCUAUGUUUUAAUAGUUAUGUUUUUGUUUGUUUUGUUGACCUCAUAUGUUUGUGUUCAGUUGUUCUUUCUGUGGAUGGGAUGUAAGCAGGGCAGGGUCAACUGGUUAAAUGUUUUAAAGUGUGAAUCUGCUACCUGUGUGUGCCCCACCAACUGCCCCACUGCUUGUGCUGUGUUUAGGGGUUUGGCUCUAAGCCACUCUGGGCUGGCCUUUUUGGCAAGGUGUGUCUGUGCUAAAUCUCUCCCACUCAAAUUAUGUUGCUUGAGAGAGAGGAAGUGGGAAGUAACUGGAUAGAUAAUUGUUCAAAAAGUCAUUUUUGGAGAGGAAUUAUCUGUAGCGAUUGCAUCCAGCUUCAGGGCCCUAGUCAAUCAAACUUUCUAACUGGGUUUCUGAGGAAGUUUAACAUGCACUGUUUGUCAGCAAGUGUGCAUGUCACUAUUCAUGUUCUCAACAAAACAUGUAAAACAAGAAGUGUGUGAAACGUGGGACUAAAAGUUUAUUUUACCAUAUCAUUGGUUUUGUAUAGGGACCUCACCAUUAACUCCUAUCAGUGUCCGUUUGAUGACUGUAUUGUUACUUGCUUUUGCCAUAUGAAAUCUGUCCUAUUAUGGGAUUGAGGCACUGUUAGUAGUUAGUCAUUGAGUAGCCCCGUCUCACAGAUUGACCAACUCUCUAACAGCCAUAUUCUGACGUUGAUGUACAGUACCAGUCAAAAGUUUGGACACACCUACUCAUUUCACGGUUUUCUUUAUUUUUACUAUUUUCUACAUUGUAGAAUAAUAGUGAAGACAUCAAAACUAUGAAAUAACACACAUGGAAUCAUGUAGUAACCAAAAAAGUGUUAAACAAAUCAAAAUAUAUUUUAGAUUCUUCAAAGUAACCACCCUUUGCAUUGAUGACAGCUUUGCUCACUCUUGGCAUUCUCUCAACCAGCUUCAAGAGGUAGUCACCUGGAAUGCAUUUAAAUUAACAGAUGUGCCUUGUUAAUUUGUGGAAUUUCGUUCCUUAAUAUGUUUGAGCUAGUCAGUUGUGUUUUGACAUGGUAGGGGUGGUAAACAGAAGAUAGCCCUAUUUGGUAAAAGACCAAGUCCAUAUAAUGACAAGAACAGCUCAAAUAAGCAAAGAGAAAUGACAGUCCAUCAUUACUUUAAGACAUGAAGGUCAAUCAAUCCGGAAAAUGUCAAGAACUUUGAAAGUUUAUUCAAGUGCAGUUGCAAAAACCAUUAAGCACUAUGAUACAACUAGCUCUCAUGAGGACCACCACAGGAAUGGAAGACCCAGAGUUACCUCUGCUGCAGAGGAUAAGUUCAUUAGAGUUACCAGCCUCAGAAAUUGCAGACCAAAUAAAUGCUUCACAGAGUUCAAGUAACAGACACAUCUCAACACCAACUGUUCAGAGGAGACUGUGUGAAUCAGGCCUUCAUGGUCAAAUUGCUGCAAGGAAACCACUACUCAAGGAUGGCAAUAAGAACAAGAGACUUGCUUGGGCCAAGAAACACGAGCAAUGGACAUUUGACCGGUGGAAAUCUGUUCUUUGGUCUGAUGAGUCUAAAUUUGAGAUUUUUGGUUCCAACCGCCGUGUCUUUGUGAGACGCAGGGUAGGUGAAUGGAUGAUCUCCGCAUGUGUGGUUCCCACCGUGAAGCAUGGAGGAGGAUGUGUGAUGGUGUGGGAGUGCUUUGCUGGUGACACUGUCUUUGAUUUAUUUAGAAUUCAAGUCACACUUAACCAGCAUGGCUAGCACAGCAUUCUGCAGCGAGACGUCAUCCCAUCUAGUUUGCGCUUAGUGGGACUAUCAUUUGUUUUUCAACAGGACAAUGACACAACACACCUCCAGGCUGUGUAAGGGCUAUUUGACCAAGAAGGAGAGUGACAGAGUGCUGCAUCAGAUGACCUGGCCGCCACAAUCACCCGACCUCAACCCAAAUGAGAUGGUUUGGGAUGAGUUGGACCGCGGAGUGAAGGAGAAGCAGCCAAUGAGUAUGUGGUAACUCCUUCAAGACAUGGAAAAGCAUUUCAGGUGAAGCUGGUUGAGAGAAUGCCAAGAGUGUGCAAACCUGUCAAGGCAAAGGGUGGCCACUGAAGAAUCUCAUUUUUUUAAAGAACCACUUUGUUUGGUUACUACAUGAUUCCAUUUGUGUUAUUUCAUAGUUUUGAUGGCUUCACUAUUAUUGUACAAUGUAGAAAAUAGUAAAAAAUGAAGAAAAACCCUUCAAUUAGUAGGUGUCCACAUUUUUUUGACUGAUACUGUACGUGGAAGAUUUGUUUAGGAGUUCAGGUGAGGUUUUUGUGUUUCAGUUCAGGAUUUCAAUCUCCGAUAAGAUUAUAUUCAUUAAUGAACAAUGCCAAUAAUUAAUGCCUCAAGUUAUAGAGUUAAGCCUAAAGGGUCAUGGUUAGGUUUUGAUGAGCCAUUGAGUUUGCAUCUCAGAAGCAUUCAGUGGCCUUUUUUUCACAUCCACUGGAAGAGUUGAGUUAUUUAUUUCAGUUGUAUCUUUUAUUUUUUUUAUAUCAUGCUUUGGCAACUCUAUAACCAGCAUAGACGAGGUACAAAGAGAAACGCUUUCAGUCUCAACCCAAAUGAUACAAUCCUCCUUUUAAGUGUCCUUAAAAUGUCAGUGGCGUGAGCCAUGGAGUUCUCCUCGGGUUUCCUUUUUUCUUUUUUUUGCCUUUUUUAUAUCUGGGUGUAUGACACAGGAGGCUGAGGGGAGGACGGCUCAUAACAAUGGCUAGAAUGGAAUGAAUGUAAUGGUAUCAAACACAUGGAAAAUAUGUAUUUGGUGUGUUCAAUACCAUUCCAUUAAUCCAUUCCAUUAAUCCGUUCCAGCCAUUACUAUGAGCCCGUCCUCCCCAAUUAAGGUGUCACCGGCUGCCUGUGGUGUAUGUUGGCAGGCAGCUGCCUCCAUAGACACCCACUUAUUAUACUGUACAUCCCAUUCUCAGAUAGUCUCUCUUGCCAGACGGCUUACUUCCGCAAUCUUUGAAUGUGCCGUUUCCCAAGGUCUGGCUAUAAGAGACUAAUUCUCAGAUGGGACUGGUGUGUGUGUGUGUGUGUGUGUGUGUGUGUGUGUGUGUGUGUGUGUGUGUGUGUGUGUGUGUGUGUGCGUGCCCGUGUCUAGUUAUACCUGUGGUUAUGCCAACUGUGUGAGGAAGUGAAGGCUCUGCAUGAUUCAUGCUUUAGUGUCUUUGCAUUUUCACUUAAAAAAAGUUGUUGCCCUUGUGGCUUCAUGGAGCUUGACAGACAACUCCCCUUGUUUCCUUUUAAAUCCUUUACCUUGUUUUCAUUUCACCUUUUUUGUUAAUUUACAAAAAAAGGCUUUUGUAAUGAAGACAGUGAGUGGUAACUGAGUUAUAUUUUAUAUAAAGUCUUAUUGGAUGUUUGCUUACAACCCCUGACCCUUCCUUAACCCCUGUCCUGUGUGAAAUAGAUUCUGUGACUUCUGUUUGCCACAUUUGGGCUGAAGGGGCCUUCUUGCUCCACCAGUCCAGUGAUUUGGACAUUGCAAUUGUACACUUAUGUUAUGUCCUGUAGAGACCCAAUGCUGUUGUCACAAAUGGGACGAGUUACCAUUCCUAGCCUGAGCUCAGAUCUGUUUGUGCUUCGCCAACUUCUCUGACUAGCAUUAUAGUUGGCUGAAGCGUAUACUGAUUUGGGACCAGGCUGCUUGUUUGGUAGGUUGAGUAGUAGUAUUGCUUCGGCAGGAAAUAGAUGACUUGAGUUUAGUCCUCAUGCUGCUCUAUCUAAAGCGUAAGUUGAAGGUGUGGAGGACUGGUGUUCUGUUUUGAGUCUGUUACAUGGCAAUGUCUUAGGAGGAAAGGAGGAGCAGAUUACUUUUAUACCAGCCUUUUACUUUAAUGUAUCUGCUAUUUAAAAUAAAAUAAUCUAUAUGAAUUUAACGCUACACUGUACUAAAAAUACUUGUCAGAUUUUUUUAGCUAUUUUUAUAGUUGAAAAAACUGUUAAAGUUCACUAAUAUUCACCACACACAGAAAUAUAUAUGAAUAGUAUUUUCCAUUCUUAUUGGUAUGAGUUGUUUUUAUACAUCAAAAGACAAAGCUUGCUCCCCUUUUAAGUCAGGGUGCACAUUUCAGUGUGAGAGAACUAGUCAUAUUUCAUAGUUUCACCAUCUUAUACUCUAUUUCAUAGAUUAGGCCCUGUAUUGACUUAUUAGUAAAUAAGAACCACUCUGCCAUAGGACGAUGCUCUGAAAGCACUAUACUGAAACUGUGUCUUCUGCAGUAAUUACAGUAGAAUACUAUAAAACGGUCUGCUAUCCAUGUAAUUAGAUAGCAAUGUUUGAUCAGCAAGGAUCCUGUUAUGUUUCUUUUUUGUUUUAUUGUUCUAAGGUGUGUCCUGCAGGGGUAUUUAAUUGGGCCGGAACGAUACCAGUAUCUCAAUGUUUUUUUUACAUGGCAAAAAUGAAAACACGAAGCAGAUCAAGUCUUUUGAUCCUUUAAAAACCUGCUGUAUGUCAAAUAUUGUGUGCUAUAGCUUGGAAAAUAAAUGUGACUGGAUGACAACAUAAUGAGGUUUGUUUCUAACAUUAGGGCUGUUUUCUUAAAGAAGUUAAACCUGCUUUGUUUCCUUGCCACGAUACUAACGAGUAUUGCGGUAUUGGUAUUGUCCUGGCCCUAGUAUUUAACUUGAGCAUUUGCCCUUCAUCCAUUCCUUUACUGAUUGAUUUGAUAUCAUAGUUCGUCAUGAUACACCGUGCAAAGGGCUGAGUAACAUGAGCCUCCUUCAUCCAGGUUAGGAGACAUGAUAUUCCCCUCUGAGUUGUAUUCUCACUGGUACCACCACGCACACUAUUGAAAUAUUCAGCGUAGUGAAGCAUGACACCAAUGGAUCCCACGGUCUGUACUGUCAGCAUUUUGGGUUGUAGCACUGAUGUCUAAAACCUAGCUCUUGACUGCAAUGACCAUUUGAUCUCUGGUAAGGUGGCAAUUUGGCCACACAAUGCAAAGACCCAUGCUAAUAGUUUAUUAGUUUCAUAUUAACCUUUGUGGCAACUACCAUUAAUGCAUUUGAGAUGAUGCAUACAUGCUUCAUAACAGCCAGGAACAGAGAAAACACUAUUUCAGAUGAGUGCUUAUAUGCACUGUCUUUGUUUUGUUGGGUUAUUUUGCUGCUUGCGUCUAAAUGUUCUUGUAUAUUCCUUUUUGAAAUGUGUCAUCUCUGAUAUGCUCUGGACCGUAUGUAUUUAUGCGAAACCUUGUGAUUUCUGUUUUUUGUUUCUUUGUUAGUAUUUUUUUUAUUUCAUGUUUGAAUAAAGCCGUUGUUGACUAUCCUGA
Messenger RNA from Salvelinus fontinalis (brook trout), 6756 nucleotides. RefSeq names its product translocating chain-associated membrane protein 1-like 1. The record is from RefSeq and is a predicted model, not a curated record. Lineage: Eukaryota; Metazoa; Chordata; Actinopteri; Salmoniformes; Salmonidae. Gene Ontology annotation, biological process: SRP-dependent cotranslational protein targeting to membrane, translocation; protein insertion into ER membrane. The transcript is spliced from 11 exons. The coding region runs from base 231 to 1337 and encodes 368 amino acids. Gene Ontology annotation, cellular component: endoplasmic reticulum membrane.